Messenger RNA from Homarus americanus (American lobster), 840 nucleotides. RefSeq names its product basic salivary proline-rich protein 2-like. The record is from RefSeq and is a predicted model, not a curated record. Bases 1 to 840 code for a protein of 279 amino acids. The transcript is spliced from 4 exons. Lineage: Eukaryota; Metazoa; Arthropoda; Malacostraca; Decapoda; Nephropidae.
AUGGGUCAAAACUGGGUUCAACAAGGACGUCGGCGCCCCCAGGGACCAUCCCAGGGUUGGCGGAACCACCAGGGACCCUCCAAGGGACGGCGGCGUCCUCAUAGAAAAUCCCAGAGGAGGCGGGGUCACCAGGACCUGCCAGGGGCGGCUGUGACCCCAGGGAACCUCCCAGGGGCGGCGGUACCCCAGGACCUCCCAAGUUGCAAAAUGGGACGUCGGCGCCCCCAGGGACCAUCCCAGGGUUGGCGGAACCACCAGGGACCCUCCAAGGGACGGCGGCGUCCUCAUAGAAAAUCCCAGAGGAGGCGGGGUCCCCAGGACGGCCAGGGCGGCGUGACCCCCAGGAACCUCCCAGGGCGGCGGUACACCCCAGGACCCCAAGGACGGCGGUGCCCCCAGGCCUUCCAAGGGCCCUCAGGGACCCCAAUGGGGCGACGGCUCCCAGUGACCUUUCCAGGAGCCGCGGCGUCCCCGGGGUCCCUCCCAGUGGCGGCGGCUAAAGGCGUAGGCGCCCUGAGUGACCCUUCCUGGGGUGGUGGCACCUCUAAGGACCCUCCAAGGAACCGACACCAGGAACCACCCCAGGGACCCUCGGAAACUCUCCCAGAGACAGCUGCGCCACCAGGAGCUCCCAGGGCGACAGAGUCACCAGUAGACCUCCUAACGGUGCCGGUGACGGCGCCCCCAAAGAGCCCUCUCAGAGGCAGUGACUAUCCCAAGGGCGGCGACGCCCCCAGAAACUCUCCCAGCGACGGCGCCGCUCCCAGGGACCCUCCCAGGGGCGGUGGAACACCCAGGGACCCUUCCGGGGGCUCAAGCGCCCAAAAGACCCUCCCAUAG